UGGGUCCUCGUGCGGCUUCUGAGCCCUGACACCACGGAGGCCACAUGGAGCGCCCGGAGGAGCCUGCUCCUGGGCCGGGAGGCGCGGACGCUGCGUCCGAGCGCCAUGGACUACGCCGCUUGCUGCUGUCCGGCUUCCAAGAGGAACUGCGGGCACUCUUGGUCCUGGCGGGUCCUGCGUUCUUGGCCCAGCUGAUGAUGUUCCUAAUCAGUUUCAUAAGCUCAGUGUUCUGUGGCCACUUGGGCAAGCUGGAGUUGGAUGCAGUCACACUGGCAAUCGCGGUUAUCAAUGUCACAGGCAUUUCGGUGGGACAUGGCUUGUCUUCUGCUUGUGACACCCUCAUCUCCCAGACAUACGGGAGCCAGAACUUGAAGCACGUAGGGGUUAUUCUGCAAAGGGGGACGCUCAUCCUGCUCCUCUGCUGCUUCCCCUGCUGGGCACUCUUCAUCAACACCGAGCAAAUUCUGCUGCUCUUCAGACAGGACCCGGAUGUAUCCAGGCUCACCCAGACUUACGUCAUGAUCUUCAUCCCAGCACUUCCUGCAGUCUUUCUUUAUACGUUACAGGUUAAAUACUUGCUCAACCAGGGCAUCGUUCUGCCUCAGAUCAUGACGGGCAUUGCAGCUAACCUUGUCAACGCCCUGGCCAACUAUCUGUUUCUCUAUCACCUGCAUCUUGGGGUGACGGGUUCAGCGUUGGCCAACACCAUCUCCCAAUUUGCCCUGGCCAUUUUCCUGUUCCUCUAUAUCCUCUGGAGAAGACUGCACCAAGCCACCUGGGGAGGGUGGUCCUGGGAGUGUCUGCAGGACUGGGCCUCCUUCCUGCAACUGGCUAUCCCCAGCAUGCUCAUGCUGUGCAUAGAGUGGUGGGCCUAUGAGGUCGGCAGCUUCCUGAGCGGUAUCCUUGGCAUGGUGGAGUUGGGAGCCCAGUCCAUCACCUAUGAAUUGGCUAUCAUUGUAUACAUGAUCCCUUCGGGCUUCAGUGUGGCUGCCAAUGUCCGGGUGGGAAAUGCACUAGGCGCAGGAAACAUUGACCAGGCCAAGAAGUCCUCAGCUAUUUCCUUGAUAGUCACAGAGCUCUUUGCUGUGACCUUCUGUGUCCUGCUGCUAGGCUGUAAGGAUCUCGUGGGCUACAUUUUCACUACUGAUCGGGAUAUCGUGGCCUUGGUGGCUCAAGUGAUCCCCAUUUAUGCUGUGUCCCACCUCUUUGAAGGUCUUGCUUGUACCUGUGGUGGUGUCCUGAGGGGCACUGGAAACCAGAAGGUUGGAGCCGUCGUUAAUGCCAUCGGCUAUUAUGUCAUCGGCCUCCCCAUCGGGAUCGCACUGAUGUUCGCUGCCAAGCUGGGAGUGAUCGGUAAGCCUCAGUGUCCGGUAAGCCUCAUUUCGGGAAGGCAGGCCAGCUGCCCACAGGCCCAGGGAAGAUGGACAAGCACACAGGAACCUCACUCUGCUUCCCAUGCUCCUUCUGUCCGGUGCCAGAGAGUGAGUGCUCAAGUACAUGCCAAUCUGAAGGUAAACGUGGCCCUGAAUUCUGCUGUCUCCCACGAGCCUGCUCACCCAGUGUGUCCUGAGAGCCAUGGAGAAAUUAUGUUGACGGAUCUUGAAAAAAAAGAUGAGACUCAGUCGGACCAGCCGAUGAACCAGCAGCAAGUUUUGCCUAUCCAUCCAAAGGACAGCCACAAACUGUCUGGGAAACAGCUGGCCCUACGGCGAGGACUCCUGCUUCUAGGGGUAGUCUUAGUCUUGGUGGGUGGGAUUUUAGUGAGAGUCUAUAUCAGAAUUGAAUAAUGUGGGAAUGCCAUCAGUCCAGCAACUUGGAUGCUCCUCAGUCUGUGAAGUUAAUGCCUAACAAAUCCACCCCACACUGAAACAUCAGGGCUGGGGGUACUGCGGACAGCCAUAUGCUCAGCAUGUUCUGGGACCUCUAACAUAUAAGUCCCCCCCCCGUCUCUGUAUGUGUCUCUCUUUGUGUGUGUGUUUGAGAGAGACAGAGAGAGGGUACCCCCCCCCGAAAUAGGAACAGAAAGACAAAGAGACAUAGAUGAGAGAGACAGAGGCAGAGGAGAUGCUCUGGAGUGGACUACGCAUGCAAUAUACCUACCUACCAAAUACCAGUGUUCGAAACGUUUUACCAACCAGAAUGUUGAUUUUUUUUUUCACCCCUGGAUUGCAGGGCAAGCUGGAGGCUCUAGCUCACUGCCACUGUCCCCAUGUCUCCAAAGGAUAGUGUCACACAUUGUAAACCCAGGAAAAGCUCCCAGUUCAAAAACAGUCUCUACUGAAUGCAUGUCACUUUUGCACCAGUGUUAAAGUUGAGCCCUUGGAAAAUGAAUCACUGUAAGUCUGGGCCCACGUGCAGUUUGAAACAUACAGACAAUUCAGAGCUGGUGCUGGCCAGUCAUUAUAGUUAACAGAAUUCAACUGUGCCCAUGGGAAUUAUGAACUGAGAAUUCAAAAAUGUUGUUUCUCUAAUAAAUAAGGCAAACACCAUAUUGUGGUCUAAGACAAUGUGGGGGAGAUGAUGGGGGAGUAUUAAUUCAUCUGCCACUGUCAAACAUGCACUGCUGGGUACUGUCUUCAUUCAGAGCUGGAAUUUCUAUUUCUUCUGCCUAUUGUUUUCUACACUACAAACCUAUAUCUGAACUGCUUCUAUAUUCUUGCUGUGUGACUUCU
This is a messenger RNA of Mus pahari (shrew mouse), 2672 nucleotides long. RefSeq names its product multidrug and toxin extrusion protein 1. Gene Ontology annotation, biological process: xenobiotic detoxification by transmembrane export across the plasma membrane. The coding region runs from base 45 to 1787 and encodes 580 amino acids. The record is from RefSeq and is a predicted model, not a curated record. Gene Ontology annotation, cellular component: membrane. The transcript has 16 exons. Lineage: Eukaryota; Metazoa; Chordata; Mammalia; Rodentia; Muridae. Gene Ontology annotation, molecular function: antiporter activity; xenobiotic transmembrane transporter activity.